CGAAGAAGCGCGAAGGUCUCUCUGUGUGUCUCUGUGGCAUUGCACAAGGGCGUGCGCUCGGUACGCCAUCUGUCUGUUAGCAAGGGAAGCGCGUUUAGUAAGCAGCAGCAGCAGCAGCAGGGUCACAGUGAAGUGGUGUAGAAGUGGUGCGUCACGUGCAGAAGGGCGAGCAGUGUGUGUUUGUUUGUGUGGAGAGUUUCUCGUUUCUCGCUCUCACUCUCUCUCCCUCUAUCGCUCGUACUUUAGGGGUUGGAAUAUCGCGCUCUGUGGUGGAAUUUGUAUGUGCGGUGGUGGUGCUCUCACCGUUCUCGCUCUCUCGCGCGCGUGCUGUGCGCCUACUUUGACGUGCGCUGCUAUUCCACAGUAUAAGUGUGCGUUAUUUUAGGGGUUGUUGGAAAAUCUAGCAAAACGGGAAGAGAUUGUGUGGCCGCCGUAUUCAAGCGCACGCGUGCACAUGUGUGUGCGAGAGCGCGCGCGAUUCGAUUCCCUGCCUCGGUGUGAGUGAAGAGCUGUGUGUGUGUGAGUGACGGGGGUAGAAAAUUAAAGAGAAAAAAAUAUAAUCCAAUUCAGCCUCGCAUUUGUGAGUGCGAACGGGCAGGCGAUUGAUUCCGUUCUCUUUCAUCCCUUUUGGCGCUUUUCGGGCGACGUGUUGUGUUGUGUGAUUUCCAAUGUUCCCUACCGUACACUCCCGGUAGAAGGCUUAAUACUUCAAUUAUGUACAUCAAAAUGUGCCCAUAAACUACGGUAAACCUCUCGGUUGCGCAUAUAUUAGCUCACACAUGUGUGUGUGUGCCUCUGUGUGGUUGUCUGUGAAGUGCAAUUUCAGCCGCGCCGAAUACACCCCAAGGAAUAAAUAGGGAUUACACACAGAAAGGCAAAAAGGAUUACCCAAACCAGAAACCCUCACCCCUACGAGGGUUUGUUUUUUUUUGUUUUCCAACCCUACCACGCCUGGAAUGACAAGUGCCGCCGCAAUGAUAAGCAGUGGUGGUGCCAGCGGUGGUGGUGGUGGUGGUGGCAUCAGUACCGGUGGCGUUGUUGAGGGUGGCACCACAAUCCGACCAAACCUGAAGCAUUCCCGUACGUCGAGCCUCGUGCCGGCGGACAGUAUCGGUCGGAGCAGCACACGAUCACCCCCGUCGUCGUCGUCAUCGUCAUCCAUCUCGUCGGCGAGCGGCUCGUCCACCUCGCCCGCCCUCCCGAUGGCCGGCAUGAUGAUGCACGAGCCGGAACGCAUCCGGAUGCGCGGCCAGGCCGCGGGCAGCCAGCGGCGGCGCGUCAAGGACUUCAACGACAGCAUAACUUGCACCCUCUGCAAUGGCUACCUGGUCGAGGCCACCAGCGUCAACGACUGUCUGCAUGCAUUUUGCCGAUCGUGCAUCGUGAAAUACCUCGAGUGCAACAAGUACUGUCCCCGGUGCAAAUCGUACAACAGCAAACCGAUUACGGUCGCUAAUUUAAGGCCGGAUCGAACAUUAAGGGCGCUAGUGUACAAGCUGGUGCCGGGGCUGCACAAGUCCGAAAACCAAAGAAUCGUCCAGUUCUAUGCAUCGAUUUCAAGCAACAUCGUCUCGUCGGCGGACGAUCCGGCCGGGCAGGGCACGUUCCAGCUGCUCGACGAUCAAAACUUCUUCUCACCCGACGAACCAAUCAGUUUAUCGCUGGAGUACCACUACGAUACGCUGGCGGAGCACAACGCGUCCAGUGCACAGCUGCCGAUAACCUAUCUGCAGUGCCCGGCGGCCGUCACCGUGCACCAUCUGUACAAAUUCAUCCUCACGAAGAACGGGCUGCAGGUCGGCUCGGACAACGUGCGGGUGGAGAUUAUCUACGAGGAGGAGAUACUGCCGCACGACUUUACGCUGAUGGAUGUGGCGUACUGUUUCGACUACAAGCGGAUAGCACCGAUGCGGUUUUUCUAUCGCAUUCUCAUACACCCGACCGCAAAGUUGGCACCGACCGCGAGCGCAUACCACCAUCGCGUCGAGGGACAGGACAAAAAUAGCACCAACAGCCGUACCGGGGGUAGCCCCAGCGAACCCGGCCACCCUGACAAGAGUUCCACAGGCAGCGGCAGCAGCACCAGCAGUAGCAGCAGCAGCAGCACUGCCGCUUCCUCCGCCACGCCGGUAAAAACCAACCCAUCAGCCAGCAGCGACGGUCAGCUACGGCCAAACAGUAGCAGCGCGAUCAAAACGAAAGAGCAGCCGGCUGGUCGCGCCCCGCGGGAAGCGACCGCUAAUAAUAGUGCCACAGCGAAGGCCGCCGUUAACGGCCAUCAUCAUCGUACCAAAUCGUCAACGACGGCGAGCGAUGCGAAUCGUACCGGUGGCAGUAGCAACGGCACCAAACCCUCCUCUCCGGGCAGCCAGGCAGCCGCGAGCGGUUUGAAGAUGGUGCUGAUACCUAAGGCCAAACUCGAGCCAACCGCUGGACCGGCGGAGACGCAGCGCAGCCCACCGCCACUGAAGGCAAUACAGCAGUCUGGGCCGGCGGUAAACGGUGCCGCUUCGAAGCCACCAUCAAAAGAGGGGGCCUCGGCCAAUGGCAAAGAGAAGACGAGUUCCGAGGCGGAAAAAUCGCCCACCGGCUCCAACUCAGCCCUGAAGUGCUACGUGAACCUGAAAACGCAAACCAUCGUUGGUCCGGGAUCAUCUGCCGAAGGUACAGAAGUGGGCCAAACCACGAAAACUAAUGCUCCAGCUGAGAUUCCCCGACUAAAGAUUGAUCUAAAAGGGAAGUUGAGCAUUCCACGGGAAAAGACCCCAGGUUUGAGUCCGCCGAGCAGCAGCAGCUCGUCGGCCGCCACAUCACCCUCAUCCGCCACCAGCUCCGCCGGCAAAAGCCCCGUCUGGCCGAUGGGAAAAGAAGAGUACGCGAAAACAAUCGGACUAAAGCCGGUGUAUGCCGGUAGCGUGCAGAAAGUGCCGCACGAGUCGUCCCCACGCGAUGACAGCUCGCACUCGCACCGGAAGCGCAAGAAGGGCAAACACUCCAAGGAGGCGGGCAGCAGUGGCAAGCGUCGCAAGCUGCACGCAGAAAUCUCCUCCCAGCACGACGCCAGCCUGAAGAUGAAGGUGAAGCUGACGGAGAAACCGCCCAAGCACGAGCGGCUAAAGUCUUCGGGCAAUGAGGAGGAAGCGUCACCGCAGCCCAAGUCACCGCCCGCGACCGUGCCGGAGCCGGUUCCGAGUCCACCAAAGCCGGCGAAGGUGAUUGACAUCACAAAGGACGACGAUGAGGUAAAGUUUGUGAAGGAGCAGAAGGUGGCCGUGGAGCAAAAGGUUACAGUGGAGCUGAAGAGUGCUCCCAAGAGUCCGACGGUGAACGUUCCUCCUGUUGUGGGCGCAUCCGCGCCAUCAAACGCCGCCAAGGAUAAGCUGAACGAGAUGCGCAACGUGCGCCACAAACCGAUGGUGUGCAUCCCGAACCUGGACCGUAGCCUUUCGGCCGAUCUGCCAAGUGUCGGGUCCACGAUGAGCUCGCUGCUGGAGAGUGUUGGGGCGAAGGUGCCCACGAUGAAGCCAGCUCCGGCCCUGAUUCCAACCUCAGCUGCGUCCUCGCAAGGAGUUGCUGGCAAGUCGCAACCUCGCACACCGAUGCUGUCCCGCCCAAUGCCAUCCUGCCCACCGCUGGCCUACCCGCUGGUGAGCUCCCCAGUUACAUCCUCUACUACGGGAUCAAUCCGUACGAUGGCAGCAGCUGGAGCUCCUGCUACACCACCAACACCGACCGCAAUUAAGCGUUCCAUCAGUACCGACAGCAAUGGGACAUCAGCAAAGAUCCCACGCCUCGAGCAACCUUCCCUGAUGGCCCCGGUGACCCUGGUCCCAGCGAAACAUUCCGCCCCAAUUCAGGCCCCAAUGUUCAACUUCGCCAAAGGGGCAAACCGUGCCAAAGCGGCCCAGCAAGCGGCCGGUCUUGCACCUUCAACCCAACACACCGGAUCCGACCACAUCCCGUACCGCUCCCCAAUCAGUGCGUCCUACACGAAGGAGAUCCCGUCGACGAAGAAACCCAUCCCGAACCUGCUCCUUCCACCAGCAACGGUUAGUGUUACGAAGAUGUCAGACAUUGUGUCCUCCUCGAGCUCGGCAUCCUCUCCCGCCCACGAUGGUGGCCGCCCGGCUGUCGAAAUUCUUCGCAUUCCACCGAAUGCACCGGUCGCCGAUAAGCCAACGCUGGCCCCGUUCGUAACGCCCAAAACGAGCAACAAAACGACGCGCCCUCCACCAGCCACCAUUCCACUGAUAAAGAUCAAGAAGCCGUCGGGAACUAACGAGCAAUCUACGGGAGGUAACUUCAGCCCACCCGGCAUGACACCACUCACACCACCGGGAAUGCGCCCGAAGCCCCCAGUGAGGACGUCUUCCGAGGGAUCACUGUCAGCACCGGGCAGCAACAUUCUCGAUCUUUCCGGUGGCGCGGCGGCAUCUUCCGGUCGACAACUCUCCGACGACGUGAUCAUUCUCGAUCACAGUCCAGUGAAGGGUUCGCGCAUGGUUGACCUGAACAGGGGUAAACCGAGUGUUAACUACUCCACACCUGUGAAACGUCUCCCCGAGAUGAUUAGCUUCCCAUCGUCCACGAGCGCCCCGUCAACGAUGCUGUCCCAGACUCUGCCGGGUGUACAGAAGACGCUCGCCCCACUACCGAAGCUUACCGAGAUCAAUCGCCAUCGUAGCUUAACGGUACGGCAACCGAACGCCUCCAUACGCAGCAUUCCCAAUCCAUCGGCGCUAGCGUUCCGCGGUACGCAGGCCGGCACGGCCACCAGCGUAUCAAGCUCUACCCACACUUCCUCCUCCAACUCUUCUUCAUCUUCUGCUUCGCGGCCGCUAAUGUCGGGAUUUGUCGCUCCCGGUGGGCAACAAGUCAACCGUACGAACGGUACCGCCAACAACAGCAACACCGCGACAUCGAUGACAUCUUCAUCGACAACUGUCAAAAGCAACACGUCGCUUAGCAACGGAUCACAAGCGGCAAGAGCGUUGAUGGGCAUCGGCUCCAGCAAUUCCACGCACGCCAAGACCACCAGCAGUAAUGGAAACGGCGAGCCUCCGAAACCGUCACCAAUCAAUGGAUCGUCAAAUACCAGCAACAACAACAACAACAACAACAAGGUGGCCAACGCGAACACCGGGCUUACUGCGAAGAAGACGAUCGAAAAGGUAGCGGCCGUACUGAAGGCGGCUGCUGCUGUAACCGUCGACACACCGGCACCCAGCACCAGCCCGAAGGAUGACGGCCGAAGCAAAUCGCCAAGAAAGGAAGACUUCAGCGCCGCAUCGUCGAGUGUUGCCUCAGCGUCGACGGCGACUACCACCACCACCGCUGUCGAUUCGCUGUCAAUGGCAGGGGCGGUAGCGGCUGUAAGUCGUGUCAGUAACAAAACAGCCCACGCCGAUAGUAUCGUCACGAGUGGCACCGUCACCGCGCCGUCGUCCAUUGCAAGCGUGACCGGGGCGGCGGGUGGCAGCUCCAGAAACAGCCCGGCCAGCAUAGUGAACGUGGGAUAGGAAGGUGCGUAAUGAGAUGUAGAAAAAGGCGCUACAUUGGUGAGUGGGUAAAAGCGGGGUUAUGGUUUAGUUUUUGGGGUCAGAUUUUCCUGAAGUGAGUGACGAAGUCUUGGGAUCAGAGUUCAAUGAGUUCUUGCUUGAAGGACAUUAAAUUAAUAGUAAUGUUCGUCACAUUCUGCAAUAUCUUAUAGCCAUACAGCCAUAUACUUUUUAGAACCCUUUCUCUUACCAUUAUAAUAGCCAGCAGUAACUAGAUUUUCUUACGUACAGUACCCAUCAUGUCACAAUUUGCUUAAUACCUAUACACUUAAAGUCUACACUUUCUUUUACACGUCGCUCGUAGAGCAUUAGUGUCCAGUAUAGCCUAUAAAUUUGUGUAGCGAAGUAGAAUACAAUACUUAUUUCACAAACGUGUAUGCCAGAGACGGGAGUCCUUCUUUUGGGAGAGCUGCAUAUAACACCUCCAUUAUCCCCAAGCGACACUGUGCGAGUAGCAUCAGUGGCGCUUUUUACUACAAACACUAAGAGAAGGAUCACUUGCUCCACCAACAACAAGAAAAACAAGUAGAGCAGGGAAAUUCAUUUAAAAAUGAUACCAACGGUACCGUACUGUACGGUGGUGUAGCAUAAAUUGUUGCCAAAGUGAAACCUCCGAUAGAACAAAGGAACAACGGCAAACAAUGUGUGGAGCGGGUCUGCUAACAACAAGAGCAGCUAUCGGAAUAGGAGGGAAAAACGUGCUCGCAGGAACGGGAGUAGGUGUUUAAUUUGCACCCCCCACCAAGAGUCGGGGGUCGGGUGCAAAGAAGACGAUGCUGGCUCUGCCUGCCUUUGCAUACGUGUAAAUAUACAACAGCGAAGCGAACACAGGGAAGCAUAAUAAACAAACCGCUCCGAGACGCAGCUUAAGGGCGUGUGCAUCGUAAAACGAGAGGCCGCGAGAGUGUUUGUGUGUGUGUACUGCAGUACUACUGGUACUGUUGCAAUUUAUGUUUAUCUCGCGUUUGUCUACCUUUUAUUUUGGAGCAAUUUGUGUCCCCAGAUGUAGAGAAAGUACCCCCAUGAAAGGUACAUACAAUUUUACUGUGAAUAUUUAAUCUACGUAUUAAGUGAUUGGUUCAUUUCUUUUUUUUAAAUGGAAAGUUUUUAAAACUAACCGUUUGGAGGGAACAUAAACAGUACACAUUCUGGUAGAAUUAAUUACAGACGCUUAUGAAAAAAGAGCAAAAGAAAAGAUAUGAGAUAAAAUGAAACAGAUUAAAUGCAAAUAGAAUAGAGAGAGGCAAAAAAUAGCGGAAUAUCUGAUUAAUGUACGAACAACAACAAAACAACUGAAAAGAAAAACAGAGAGAGACAGUAUAGAAGCAAAGCAAAAAAAAAGCAAAUAAUAUUCAGUGAGAGAAAAGAAAGAAAAGAAACAUUAACAACGGCCAACUCGAUGGGGAAACACAUCAUCAGACACUCUAGUUUGAUGAACGUUCAUGCCUCCGUUCGGCGACGGCGCGACGCCACGCUGCCGAGUAUUGUGCCAAAGAUGCGGCCUCCGUGGCGUGCAGUAUUUGCGCACGCAGGGGGGGAAACGCGGGCAAAGAUAGAUUGAUAAUUGAAGCAAAUGGAAAAAUUAUUAACCCUUCUCUUUCUCCCCCCUUUCGCCACGGACUGGGCUAGAUGCCGCUCCGUUUUCACUUAACCCCGAGCGAGCACCCAGCAUCAUCAUCAUUCUGGUGAUUGGUGAUAUCGAGCCUGGGUGAAAGGGUGGCUAGCUAUGAAGGAAGAAGAAUUUCAUUUAUUGUAAAUGCAUUCUUCAACCUUAACGAACCUGCAUAGCUGGCAGUGCUGGGUUCGAAUCGGGUCACAUGGAACGAGGGAAAACAUAACCAUUGCGAGUCUCUCUCUCUCAUGUGUGUGAGGAAGAAAAUCACUUCUUCAACGCGAGUGACUUCCUUUCUUCAUUUGAUUAUCGGGAGGGCUACACAGGGGUCCGGUUUUGUGCUGGUGGGCUAAAUAAAACCAUACUUGUAAAUUGGGUGUAAGUGUAGGGGAACACUGGAAGUGAUGUUCAGAGUUGGUGCAACAUUUAGUGUAGAUUUCUUUGUAAAAUGUUAUUAUUUGUCGAAAAAAUACGUUUGAUGGGUUUAAAUAGUAUGAUUGUUUAAUUUAUUCUGCACUAGAUCAUAAAACCAGGUAAAAGGGAACUCGUUACGUAACAAUUCGUUGUGUUUAAGUUGUUUUUAAGUUUGUCUUCCUAUUGAUCGUAAUGAGUUAGUUUAUGUUUUUGCUUUUAAAUUAAUAAAAAUGUAACAAGUUCAUUUAAGUUAUUAAAUUUCUUAUCCAAUUCAACACACUGCAAUAUUAGUCAAAACAAAAUGGAGGCUAGUGUGCUUGUAUUUUAGUGCAAUAAUAUGAAUUGAAAACAUAAGCUAGGAGGCGAUACAGAGCAGGCGAGCAACUAUGAUAACACAGAUAUUAUGAUAUUCACUCAGGGUAGGUAGAAACCGUCGGUGGCGACCACCGCCAUCCAGUAUGAUGUAGUUGAAUGUGAAGCUAAGUAGAUGAAUAGCAGCAACAGGCUAAAAGAAUGGAUGAUAUUCUAGAGAGAAAAUCGAGGAAAAAUGGGAAAAGUUUGAUGUGUAAAUUAGUGAGACAAAAAGGACAGAGAGUCACCUAGGAACGGUCCUUGAAUGAAAGGCGUAAGAAUGGUAGCAGCAGCAGAAUUACCAUUAUCAAACCAUUACAACAAUGUAGCAAACAGUGUAUGUGUGUGUAUAUGUGUGCAAAACAAAUAGUCACAGAACACAGGCACCCCAUAGUUAAGGCACCAAGGCACCAACAAAUAAACCCUGCUGGUGCCGUGUAGUGUAAAAUGUAAUCUGACCACUAGCACACCUAGAGACAUGGCGCACCUGUACUCACCAAACGUACCAAUGUACCGGCGUAUAUAUGAAUAAUAAACAUCAAAAGGAAGAUACGAUAAUCAAUAUUUAAACGUACAUACCGAA
Messenger RNA from Anopheles arabiensis, 8518 nucleotides. RefSeq names its product protein suppressor 2 of zeste (gene Su(z)2). The transcript has 6 exons. Lineage: Eukaryota; Metazoa; Arthropoda; Insecta; Diptera; Culicidae. Gene Ontology annotation, biological process: negative regulation of transcription by RNA polymerase II. The record is from RefSeq and is a predicted model, not a curated record. Bases 957 to 5519 code for a protein of 1520 amino acids. Gene Ontology annotation, cellular component: PRC1 complex. Gene Ontology annotation, molecular function: promoter-specific chromatin binding.